AUGGGUGAUAUUGAACAUGGUUGUAAGGAAUCCAUAACUCCCGAGGGCGACGAAGAAAUCCAGUCAUCUAAAGGGUUAGUUGCUGUCGGGCGGGAACACCUUGCUGGCGUUACACCUCCCCAUGAGUCCUACGAGGGCUAUCAUCGAUUCUACCCGACAGCUUCCUGGACAGCUAAGGAAGAAAGAAGGGUUGUUCUGAAGACAGACAUAAUGCUACUGACCUGUCUCUGCCUCAUGUUUUUCGGACUUCAACUAGACCGUGGAAAUUUGUCUAAUGCUUUGACGGACAAUUUCCUCGACGACCUGGCUCUGACUACUGAUGACUAUAACAAUGGCACGACGAUACAACUGGUUUGCUUUCUAGCUGCAGAAUUCCCCGUUCAGCUCUGCAUCAAGCGUUUCGGCUUCAGACGGGUGUUGCCCACUCUGAUGCUCGCCUGGAGUCUGGUAUCUUGGACUCAGGCCUGGAUGACUGGCCGUGCUUCAUUCUACGUGACCAGGGCGUUGAUUGGUGCCUUUGAGGGGGGAUUUAUCCCAGGCACCAUCUUGUUUGCAACCUACUUCUAUAAAACGAAGGAGCUCUCUAUCCGACUGGCUUUUGUCUGGUCCACAUUGAAUGUCGCCCGUAUUAUUUCAGCGCUUCUUGCUGCUGGAAUUCUAGGAAUGCGCGGUGUCCAAGGAAAACCCGGCUGGUUUUGGUUGUUCCUGAUCGAUGGGCUCAUUACCUUCGUGAUCGGCUUGAUUGCCCUUUUCUAUCUUCCCAGCUCCCCGACCAACACAAAGAGUGUCCUCUACCCUCGACCCUGGUACUCGGAACGUCAGGAGGUGAUCAUGAUCAAUCGCCUUCUCCGUGAUGAUCCCUCUAAAGGCCUCACCCAUAUCAACGAGCGCGCCACAUUUCAUGAUGUCAUCGAAGCCUGGAGCGAUAAAUCCAUAUGGGGACUGUACGUCAUCGGCUUGGUCGCCUACAUCCCCCAGAGCCCCGUCCAAUCCUAUCUCUCUCUUACCCUCAAAAGACUCGGAUUUUCCACGUUCGAUUCCAAUAUGCUCUGUAUCCCGUCAGCUGCUCUCCAGGUUGUCCUCAUGCUCGCCCUCUCCAAGAGUAGCGAGAUCUUUGGCGAGCGCACAUUCCAUUGCCUGAUUGGCGAAUUUUGGUCUCUACCACUAUUGGCGGCACUGCUAGGUUUACCAGAUCAUGACUACAGUUGGGCCCGCUUUGUGAUUUCCACCUUGGUCUCGGGAUAUCCAUAUUUUCAUCCGAUCGUGUCGGCUUGGAUUUCCGAGAACACGUUCGAUGUCAAAAAGCGAGCUAUCACGGCCGCAACGUACAAUGUUAUUGUACAGAUUGGAUCAAUUAUUUCCUCUCAAAUUUACCGCAGCUACGAUUCUCCGUACUACUACCAGGGAAACAAAGUUCUCAUUUCCAUCUGCGGUCUCACACUGGCUAUCUUUAUCGCUCAGCGCGAGUUUCUACGGUACCUCAAUCAUCAAAAGGAGAAGAAAUGGCAGACGAUAUCUCCUGAGGAACGAGUCGCGUAUCAGUCAGACCAGUCAGCACGCGAGAAGGAAGGUAAUAAGCGACUGGAUUUCCGCUUUAAAUACUAA
This is a messenger RNA of Aspergillus tanneri, 1605 nucleotides long. RefSeq names its product putative MFS transporter. Gene Ontology annotation, molecular function: transmembrane transporter activity. The record is from RefSeq and is a predicted model, not a curated record. Gene Ontology annotation, cellular component: membrane. The transcript is spliced from 7 exons. Bases 1 to 1605 code for a protein of 534 amino acids. Lineage: Eukaryota; Fungi; Ascomycota; Eurotiomycetes; Eurotiales; Aspergillaceae. Gene Ontology annotation, biological process: transmembrane transport.